This is a messenger RNA of Culex pipiens pallens (northern house mosquito), 5135 nucleotides long. RefSeq lists its product as uncharacterized. Bases 693 to 2882 code for a protein of 729 amino acids. NCBI's taxonomy places the organism in Eukaryota, Metazoa, Arthropoda, Insecta, Diptera, Culicidae. The record is from RefSeq and is a predicted model, not a curated record. The transcript is spliced from 4 exons.
CAUUGAUCUGUAUAAUAGCGUUGGGGGGCUAAAUUUUGACGGCAUUUAGCAAAUUAACGUCGAGCUCGUCAGGUGGCUGCCUGCAAUCGGGAUUUUUCUGUGGCCAAAUUUUCGCGUGAACGUGUGUGUCUGUGCGUGUGGCCGCCCACUAUUGGGUUCUAGAAUCGAUUCCGGGAAGGACGUGACAGGAAUACCGAUUUGACGAUUCUAAAAAGGAAGGCAUUUCCGGCGAUUACCUGUUGUUUUUACGGUCGUGUUACCCCUCGAAAAAAAAAGGGAAAAUCGAAAAAUAAAGUGGCUUUGAAGACAUCUGGAAAACGCAGAGGAAAAAGGGAUUUUCCCGCCCUGACAUGAGAGUUUUUUAACAGUGUGAGUGAGGCUAAAAAACGUGGAUCCCUUCCGAGAAGUGCGAAAUAUCGAACGAAAACAAAUAAAGCAAAACCUGGCGACACACGAAUCCAGAGCGCAAAAAACAGGUCUAGCAAAGUGUAUUUGGAUUAGAGGAAAAGCACCCCUCGUCGGAGAAUAAAAAAGUUCUUGCGGAAAGCUACUAGUGUGCAAGUGUGAGAGUUUAGCUGUGCAUUUGUGGGUGUUUUUCUUGGAAGAAGGCACUCAAGCUAGAACAACGACGACGACGAAGUCUACGGAAAAAAGGAGACACACGUCGAGUGGAUAAAUUUUGCAAUUCGAAAAUGCUGCGCCCGUCAGCAUUGCUCGUAUGCGCCCUGGUGCUCACGACGGCUACGCAAGCAGUCGUCAACAGUGAAGCCCAACGUCGCGAGGCACCCCUGGCCAUAGCCGACACGUACGGAGUGCCACCCUCCUCAUCGGGAGCGCUCUCCUCGCCCGAGCUGCCCACUCCGAUCUACGGAGCGCCGGCAGCCGGACACUAUCCGCCACCCCCACCGGACGUUCCGCCGCCACCUUCCGGUCCGAUAGUGCCCCACAAGGAGUACGGCGUCCCGGUGCAACACUUUGGACCACCGAAGAUCAACAUCGAGUACGGUCCACCGGCGGCCCCCGCACGACCCGCCUACCAUCCACCGCCAAGACCCGCGUACGGACCACCCCCGCAGGUCCACCACCAGCAGCAUCACCAGCAGCAGCAGCAGCACUUCUCGCACGGGCCACCACCGAGGAAGCCGCAGCAGCAUCAGUCGUCCUUCCUGGAGUCACUCUUCUCGACGUUCGGAUUCGGAGGCGGUGAGGAACAUCACCAUCACCAGCAGCAGCAGUCGUUCUCGCACCACGGACCAAGUCCCCACUAUGGACCUCCGCAGGCGCCAAAGCCCGUCUACGGACCACCGCAGCAUCAGCAGUCGUUCCCGAAACCAUCCUACGGCGUCCCAUCGUUCCCGGCCCCAGCCCCCAAGCCCGCCUACGGCCCACCUCCAAAGCCCGUUUAUGGACCCCCUCUGUCGGCUCCUAAACCCGUCUACGGCCCCCCCAAACCCAUCUUCACCGCCCAGCAGUCCUUCGGCCACCACUCGUCAGUGCACGUCCCUCCAACCCCACCAGAGAUCAAGUGCGACGGAUGGAAACCGAUUGCCGGACCAGUUGUCCAAAGCCACCAGCACCAGCAGCACCAGGAGAUUCACCACGAGUUCCACCACGAGCUUCAGCACCAGGAAGUGCACUCGCCGGAAUCGUCGUACGGACCCCCACCGAGUGGGGACUUUUUGGCCGGAGGAAACCAACUGCUAGCCGGGGGUGAUCUGGGACUGCAACUGCCCCGCGUCGAGCCGGGACCAUCGUUCAGCAGCAGCGGAUCGGGAAGUGCGGAGCAGCUUCACGGCUCGUUGGAACUGUCCAAGGGAAACAGUUUUGAGGUUCACUCCAACUUCAUCUCUGACUCUUACGGCGCUCCCCCGGCGGACUCGUACGCCCCAGGCCACUAUAAGCCAACGUUCGUGAAGCCCCUGCCACCACCUCCGCCAAAGAUCCAGUUCCCGCCUUCCCCGCUGUACGGCGCUCCCCACCACCGCCCAUCGAUUUCCUCCUACCCUGGGCUGGGCAUCUCCCACGGCAGCAUCAGCGGAAACCUGAAGCCCUGGUCCGGCCCGAUUGCUCCCCCACGUCAACCGAUCGCGUACCGUCCUCCGGUCCCGCAGGGACUGAUCGAGUCGAUUGGACACACCGUUGAACAGCUGGACAAUUUUGGUUCGAAGCCGCACUACUCCGGCGAUGUUUACCUGCCACCUCCAACGAGCGACGUCGCGACCGCCCUGCCAGCGCUCGAGCUGAACACGCUGCCGUCGGAUAAACCGGCACAGCCGUUCCUGACCCAGCAUCAACUUCCGGAGGCGCAGCAUCAGGUUCAGGAACCCCGGUACCACCAACAGCAGAGCGAAAUCGUGUCCCUGGCGACCGACUGCGGCCACGGUCCGCAGGACUUUGGCGCGACCUCUUCCGGAUCCUUCAGCAGCAGUGACGUGUCCAACAGCCUCGACAGCAGCUACGGCCCACCAGCUUCCGGCGAGUACCGCACCGGUCACCAGCUUCACCAGUCCAGCGAGCACCAGCACCAGCUGUCGAACCUUCCGGGACUGGACGGCGGAAUCAGCGGUCUCGAGCUAGUGUCCGCGCAAAAGUCGCAAAGCUUGACGAUCCCCGUCACCGGUCAGCACGGCACCUACCAGUUGCAGUUCCAGUCAGCGGAUCCGCUCGGAUCCGGUCAUGGUAGCGGAUCGGCACCGCACGAGCAGAUUCUGUCCGAGGGACUGCUCCAGUCGAUUCUGUCGGCGAUUGAGCAGCCCCAGCAGGGUGGCUUCCACCAGGACGAGCAGUCGUACGAUCCGAACAUUGACCACAGCGAGGUGUCGGUGUUUCUGAAGAGCGCCGAAGGCCAGAAGACGCUGGCAGAUCAUCCGCACAAGCGAUAACCGAGUCGGAGUGAGAUUUGAGUGAGUGUGAGUGGGUGAAUGCGCGAUUGAUGGUGGAUAUUUUUUAGCGUGUAAGUACGGAGCGUGCCGUGGAGUUGCGGAAGUGAGUUCUCUACCUCCGAGCGCCGAUUUUUAAUUUAUUUUCAUCCUCCCCCAUUUUGCGUGAAAAAGAAGAAGAGAGGGUUGCGUGAGUGAGAAGUGCGACACUCAGUUGGGUUAAAGAGUUGAAUUGAAAUUUUCGUAAGGCAAUCAAAUAUUUAAAAUGGUCUGACAGAAUUUCAAACUUCACUUCGAAAUUAAAAAAAAAAUAUAUGAAGCUUCAUUUUUAUUUGAGUCACCUAAAACUUUUCAAACAAUUAUCUUGGCAUUAACAAACAAAUCUUUCUUUCGUUUUUCCGAUAUCUCAUUAAAGUGAGAAGAGAGGUUCGUUCAUUUUCUCUCAAUCGUUUUUUCUCAGUUAUGAUUCGUUUAGUGAGAUUUUUUUUAAAUUUGGAUGUUUACCAACAUUCAACGUUUACAAAAAGUGACAGCAAGUUUGACGGCGUAUGACGCUUCUCCUGUGAGUGUAUUAGUGAGAGCGAAAUUCUUACUGAAAAUUCUUCGCGGAAAAGAACCGGCAGCAUUCAAGGCUGUAUAUCAUAGGUACUCGCGAUCUUGCUUUGCAUUAGUGUGAGUGCAUGACUCCGUGCCACUAAAACCAAAACAAUAACAAACGAACAAUGGACCGUGCCAGGAAAACCAAAACAUAAACAAUGUCAGUGUCAGUGGAGUGAGAGAGUCAGAGAUAACGAUUUUGACAACCGCACUACUACACACUCAAUCGCGAGUACCUUAGGUAGAAAGCCAUGGGCAGCAUUUUUGUAUGGCUUGACGUUUGCGGGGAGAGUCGAAAAAAUGUAAACAAAUCACUUCUCUCCAAUUCAAUAUUGCCCUCGCCGAGAGAGAAAUUCGGAAAAGAGAGCGAGAGAGAGCCGCUACUUUCUCAUGGUUUUUGGGAUAAAUUCUGCUCUCACGGACACAUUUGCAACUAAAACGUCAAACACUGGAAAAUGAGCGGCUUUUUUAUGCAGAAUUCCUUUGUUUGUAAACAAUGUGAAAAGAAUCAAAUAUGGUGAUGAAAAAUAUUAGAGACAUUCAUGAAAAUAUCUUUUACUUGAAAAAAUCUUUUCAUCGUGAUUUUGACAUUUUUCUUCAAUGAAAAAUUAGAUUUUCAGACAAUUCCAUCGCUGUUGACCUUUCAUAACCGAUGUUCGCUUUAUGAGCAAAAAUUGUUCACUUUUUGGAUUUUCUCUCAGUGAGUGCUCAUUGAAGUUUCUUUUGAUGAAGAUUGUUGUUGACAUUGCUCCAACGCUAAAGUUGAAACAUCAAAUUUCAUCGAGCCUUUGGACAAAAGUUUUGCUUUUGGGAAUUCGAAUUCACCAGUUUAGAAAAUUUUAAAUCUCCGACUGUUUUAACUUCAAUUUCAAUUCACCUCUCGUACGAAACUGAGUGUGGCGGCUGUGUUUACACUGGGCCCACGGCUAAUGGCACAAAUUAUCAAUUAACCAGCGCGUUAUCUCGCCGCCAUCGCCGACACAACUAGUGCUACAGCAUUUUUUUUCUAGGAGGGUCCUCAAGAUGAGGGGCCUCACACUAGAGAGCAACCAGUUGCUGUAACGAAGAAAGGAAAGAAGCAACCAGGUGUAACGCCUUUGCGAAUGACGAAUUAAGAUGUUGAGAUUGUGUGACACGUGGAGCAGUCGAGCAGCCACCCAAGUGGGCAAAUUGGGUCACACACAAAUUUGCACAACAAAAAUAAAGUUACCAUUUCACAGCGCGAUAAUGAAGUGCCUGCUCGAAGCAGUUGCAGCAAAUGUAAACGGGAGAUAGUAGUUAGUAUUCAGGUGUAAAAAGCCCGUUGAAAGUGUGAAUGUGAGUGCGAGUGCACCGUAUGAGAGUGUAUUAUAAUUAGGUAUUUAAUUAUUUCGAACCAACUCACGGACGAGCGUACGGGAGUGUCGCAUACCAUUUCGGAGUCCUGGCGAAGUGGCCGCAGACUGUGUGAGCGACUGCAUAUUUAUUAAAUCUGAAAUUAUUCAAACGAAUUGGUCCGUGGAAAGGGAAAACUGGCUGGAAUUGUAUGAAAUGUAAUAAACGAGACUUGGUACCGACGGGGUGUGUGGACACGACAAGCUCGCGAGUCACGAACUGUGUAUUUUGAGUAGGAAACUGUGUAAUUGGAAUAAAAUAUACGUUUACAGUAAAUAAAUAAAU